AUGGCAACCCUCGCAACCACAACUGCACCUGCCCCCGCGCCGGCCGUUGUGCCGCGCGUGCCCAUCCCCGUCAAGGGCGUCGACUACCGCAAUAAAAUCGUCCUCGCGCCAAUGGUCCGAUCAGGCGAACUACCCUCCCGUCUCCUGGCGUUGAAAUACGGCGCCGACCUCGUCUGGGGCCCCGAAACAAUUGACCGCUCCAUGAUUGGCGCCGAGCGACGCGUGAACCCACGAAACGGCACCAUCGAAUUCACUCGCAUGCCCAGCAACGGCGGACGCCCCAACAAACCAGUCAAGGAAUCAGUCAUCUACCGCAUCAACCCAGCGCGUGAAAAAGGCCGACUAAUCUUCCAACUUGGCACGGCCAACCCGAGGCUAGCAGUGGCAGCGGCGCGUGUCGUGGCCGACGACGUCUCAGGCAUCGAUGUCAACUCAGGCUGCCCGAAACCCUUCUCCACAAGCGGUGGCAUGGGCGCCGCUCUCCUCCGCACCCCCGACCUCCUCGUCUUUAUCCUGGAAACCCUCGUCAAGGAAGUCGGCGAACCCUACCAAAUCGGCAUCUCGGUCAAGAUUCGCAUCCUCUCCAAACCCGAAGAAACAGAGGCCCUUGUCUCCCGCCUUGUGAAGACAGGCAUCACAGGCUUGACGGUGCACUGUCGCACUACUCCUAUGCGACCACGCGAAGCCGCAAUCCGUGACCAGCUCCCAAUGAUAGUGCGCAUUUGUCACGACGCUGGUGUGGCGUGCGUGAUGAACGGCGAUGUGACUUCGCGUGAUCAGGGGCUUGCACUGAUGGAGGAGUACGGAGUUGACGGUGCGAUGAUCGCGACCUCCGCGGAGACUAACUCGUCUUGUUUCCGGACUAAGGAGGAUGGUGGCCUCGCGCCGUGGCGGGAGGUCGUCUACGAGUACCUGUGCUUCUGUAUCGAAUCCGAGAACCGUCUGGGCAAUACCAAGUAUCUGCUUAAUAUGCUGAUCCCCGGCAAGGACAAAGAGUUCAAAGAUACGAAGCUGUCUAAGACGUAUCUUGAUAUUUGUCGCGGGUUGAAAUUCGAUGAUUUGCUUCCUGCUGCUGCGCGUCUUGAUCAACUGCUCGGUCUCGAUGAUAAGUGGGAGGUUGCCCCCCAUGUGACCUAUCUACCGACCCCGUCUGGACUUCAUACACCCACCCAGUCUGAACCUGAUACAACCCCCCAGUCUGAACCUAAGUCUAAGGCCGUGCAGAAUGCUAUGGAGUCUGAGACUGCUCGUGCGGCUGGCGGCGGUGCUGUUCGGACUAAGACGCCCUUGCCAACUGUUCAUGGGGGUGGUCCCAUUCGACGAUCUUCUGCUCCUCAGCCGGCUAAGGUUACCCAAGUCGAUGCUGAGCAGCCAGCUGUUGAAGCUCCUAUUCUUGCUGCAGAGACUGAGGCUCCAUCUCAGGUGACGGCGUAA
Penicillium hordei is the source of this 1434-nucleotide messenger RNA. RefSeq names its product tRNA-dihydrouridine(20) synthase (NAD(+)). Lineage: Eukaryota; Fungi; Ascomycota; Eurotiomycetes; Eurotiales; Aspergillaceae. The coding region runs from base 1 to 1434 and encodes 477 amino acids. The transcript has a single exon. Gene Ontology annotation, molecular function: tRNA dihydrouridine synthase activity; flavin adenine dinucleotide binding. Gene Ontology annotation, cellular component: cytoplasm. Gene Ontology annotation, biological process: tRNA dihydrouridine synthesis. The record is from RefSeq and is a predicted model, not a curated record.